This is a messenger RNA of Cryptosporidium muris RN66, 828 nucleotides long. RefSeq lists its product as uncharacterized. Lineage: Eukaryota; Apicomplexa; Conoidasida; Eucoccidiorida; Cryptosporidiidae. The transcript has a single exon. The record is from RefSeq and is a predicted model, not a curated record. Bases 1 to 828 code for a protein of 275 amino acids.
AUGAAUAUUAUAUAUGUUGCACUUUGUCUAAUUUUUAAUUUUAAAAGACUUUGUAGCUCAUAUGGACUUAAUAUAAUAUAUGAAGACGAAUUGAAAUGGGAUUCUGAAAAUAGUCUAUUAGGUCAUUCACUGUAUUCAGCUUCAGAAUCCUCUAGUACUGAGGAGUCCAGUCAUAAUUCUAAUAGUGAAUCUAUGUUUGGUUAUUUUCCACAAGUAAGUGACUCUCAGCAAUUCACUUUUCCCGAUAUAAAUAGUUGCGACGAAGAAUGCGGACUUCUAAGUAAAACCUUUACGAUCCAUACUUUUGAAAAUGAUAUUGUUACUCCUGAUCCAAUCUUAACUAAGUCUGAGAAAACUAUAGAUUUGAUUACUUUAAAUUUACUUUUGAUGAAUGUUAACUACAAUGAGCAUUACUUUAAAGAUAUUUCGACAAAGCAUACUGGUACAAAUAAUUUUACUAAUCUACCUACCACUCCAGCAAUCUUACAAUCAGUUAUUAGUUCUGCGGAAUUAUGGAGAAUCCUAGUUUUUCAGGCAUAUCAGGGUGGUUUACUUUUAUCUAAGAAAUCAUUGGAUCAAUCAGAUAUCUCAAUUAUAGAGGAAUUAAUCUUACCUAAUAAGGAAGUCAAGAGCAAUGAAAUUAUAGCUGAUCUCCUAGUCCAAAAUUGUCAAAAGUUAAUGUCAUUAUUUUUUGAAUUUAAAGGUGCGAAUACAACUGGUAACCAUAGUGAUAGCAUGAAGAACUCAUCUAGAGAGUCUAUCUUUUAUUCACUUUGUUUAACUUUUACAAAUAAGACUAAAGUAUAUUUACAAGAGCUACAAUUAUGA